Mesoplodon densirostris (Blainville's beaked whale) is the source of this 5743-nucleotide messenger RNA. RefSeq names its product zinc finger protein 551-like. Gene Ontology annotation, molecular function: DNA-binding transcription repressor activity, RNA polymerase II-specific. The record is from RefSeq and is a predicted model, not a curated record. The transcript has 6 exons. Gene Ontology annotation, biological process: negative regulation of transcription by RNA polymerase II. NCBI's taxonomy places the organism in Eukaryota, Metazoa, Chordata, Mammalia, Artiodactyla, Ziphiidae.
UUGUUUCCGUCAGGCUUGUUUACCGUGUCAGAGGCUAUGAAGCUCUGAGUAGAAGUAGGGACUGCUGCUCCUGGCCCCGCUCCGCCCACAGAGUCCGAUGGCGGCGGCGGCGCUGAGGGACCCGCCUCAGGGUGGUGUGACCUUUGAGGACAUUGCCGUAUACUUCUCCUGGGAGGAAUGGGGACUCCUUAAUGAGGCUCAGAGACGCCUGUACCUCGAAGUGAUGCUGGAGAACUCUGCACUUGUAUCCUCGCUGAAGAGUUGUUGCCAUGGAACAGAAGAUGAGGAGACCCCUUCUGAGCAGAGUAUAUCUGUAGAAGGAGAGUCACAGGUUAGGGCUUCUAAGGCAGGUCCAUCCACCCAGAAGACCCACCCCUGUGAGAUGUGUGUCCCCAUCUUAAAAGAUAUUUUGCAGCAAGCUGAGCACCAAACUGUAUACCCUUUGCAGAAACCCGACUUGGGUGGCACAUAUGUGAGAUGCUUCUGUUUCAUUGCAAACCUUCGCCAGCAACAGAGGCAUGACAGUGGAGAGAAGCCCUGGAAAAGAGAUGUGGACAGGGCCUCGCUUGUGAGGAGCUGCAACUUCUUUGUGCCAAGGAAGCCUUUCACCUGUGUGGAGGUUGGGGAGGACUUCCCAGCCACCUUGGGCCUUCUCCAGCACCAGGCCACACCCAACAGUGAGGAACUACAGAGUGGCAGCAAGAGUGGACAGGCCUUUCACAGUGAAAAAAGUCAUUACAAGUGGGGUGAAUGUGAAAAAGUUGCCAGCCACAACCACACACUUGUUCAAGAUAAAAGUGUCCGCUCUAAAGAAGGGCUUUAUGAGUGUAACAAAUGUAGGAAAGCCUUCAACUGCAACUACAGACUUGUUCAGCACCAGCAAAUUCACACUGGACAAAGGCCAUAUGAGUGUGGUGAAUAUGGGAAAUUCUUUAGCCAUAUCUCUGGCCGUGUUAAACACCAGAGAAUUCACAGUGGUACAAAGCCUUAUGGAUGCAGAGAACGUGGAAAAUUAUUUACCCGCAACUUUAGUCUUACAAAACACCAGAAAAUUCACACUGGAGAAAGGACUUAUGAAUGCAGUGAAUGUGGAAAAGUCUUCAGUCACAAGUCCAAACUCAUUCACCACCAGAGACAGCACACUGGAGGAAUGCGUUUUGAGUGUGGUGAGUGUGGGAAAUUCUUUAGCUCCAAAUCCAACCUCAUCGAACACCAGAGAGUUCACACUAAAGAAAGACCUUAUGAGUGCAGCGAAUGUGGGAAGUCCUUUAGACAAAGUUCUAGCCUUUUCCGACACCAGAAAGUUCACACUGGAGAAAGACCUUAUGAGUGCAGUGAAUGUGGGAAAGCCUUUAGACAAACUUUUAAUCUCAUUCGACAUGGUAGAGUUCACACUGGAGAAACGCCUUAUGAGUGUAGCGAAUGUGGGAAAUCUUUUAGCUGCAAAUCUGAACUCGUUCAACACCAGAGAAUUCACAGUGGAGAAAGGCCUUAUGUGUGCAGUGAAUGUGGGAAGCCCUUUAGACAGUUCUCUAACCUCAUUCGACACCGGAGUGUUCAUACUGGAGAAAGACCAUACGAGUGCAGUGUUUGUGGAAAAUCCUUUAGUCGCAAAUUUAUCCUCAUUCAACAUCAGAGAGUUCACACUGGAGAAAGACCUUUCGAGUGCACUGAAUGUGGAAAAUCUUUUACCCGCAAAUCUGACCUCAUUCAACACCAGAGAAUUCAUACUGGCACAAGACCUUAUGAGUGCAGUGAAUGUGGGAAAUCCUUUAGACAACGCUCUGGGCUUAUUCAACACCGGAGAAUUCAUUCUGGAGAAAAGCCUUAUGAAUGUGGGGAAUGUGGGAAAUCCUUUAGCCAAAGUGCUAGCCUCAUUCAACAUCAGAGAGUUCACACUGGGGAAAAACCAUAUGAGUGUAAUGAGUGUGGGAAAUCCUUUAGCCAAAGUUCUAGCCUCAUUCAACACCAGAGAGGGCACACUGGUGAGAGGCCUCAUGAGUGCAGUGAAUGUGGGAAACUCUUUACCCACAAAUCUGACCUCAUUCAACACCAGAGAGUUCACACGGGAGAAAGACCUUAUGAAUGUAGUGAAUGUGCGAAAUCCUUUAGCCGCAAAUCUAACCUCCUCAGACACUGGAGAGUUCAUGCUGGAGAAUAUGUGAGAGAUUUGGGAAUUGUGGGUCCAUCUCGAGGUGACGGAAUUGAGAAGGUCCGAGAGGAGCGGCUGUCCCCGCGGCAUAGAGGCGGGUCUGAAGUUCGGCGACGCCGCCCGGGGGCCCCGCGCCAGGCCCCGGAGAGGGUCCGCCGUGCCUGCGUCCCGCCUCUCCCGGCCCCGGUCCGCCCACAGAGUCCGAUGGCGGCGGCGGCGCUGAGGAACCUGCCUCAGGGCAGUGUGACCUUCAAGGAUGUGGCCGUGUACUUCUCCUGGGAGGAAUGGGAUCUCCUUGAUGAGGCUCAGAGAUGCCUGUACCACAACGUGAUGCUGGAGAACUUGGCGCUUAUAACUUCCUUGGGUUGUUGGCAUGGAGCGGAGGAUGAAGAGGCACCUCCUGAACAGAGCAUUUCUGUACAUAGAAUGUCACAGGUCAGUACUCCCAAGGCAGGUGUGUCCACCCAAAAGGCCCAUUUUUGUGAGAUAUGCGGCCCGGACUUGGGAGACAUUUUGCACUUGACUGAGCACCAGAGGCAGAAACUGUACGAUAUUGGGGCGUGGGAGCAGCAAUUGUAUUUCAGUGCAAAACUUCAGCACCAAAAGCAGAACAUUGGAGAAAAAUGCUUCAGAAGCAACGUGGACAGAGCCUCAUUUAUGAAAGACUGCAAAUUUUUUGUGUCAGGGAAGUCCCUUUCCUGUGGGGAGUCCACAUACACCAGGGAGAAGUCAAACAGGGGAACUGAGUGUGGAGCUGCCUUUCACAGGGGGAAAACUCAUUAUAACUCUGGAGAAUGUACUGAAGACUUUAGUUGCAAACACAUGCUUUUUCAGCACCAAAGAGUCCCCACUAGAGAAAAAUGCUACAUGUGCAGCCAAUGUGGGAAAUCUUUUAGCAAAAGCUACAGCCUCAAUGACCAUUGGAGAGUUCAUACUGGGGAAAAGCCUUAUGAGUGUGGGGAAUGUGGGAAAACCUUUAGGCAGAGCUCUAGCCUCAUUCAACACCGGAGAGUUCACACUGGAGCAAGGCCUCAUGAGUGUGACGAAUGUGGAAAAUUAUUUAGCAACAAAUCCAACCUCAUUAAACAUCGGAGAAUUCAUACUGGGGAAAGGCCAUAUGAGUGUAGUGAAUGUGGGAAAUCCUUUAGCGAAAGCUCUGCACUCCUUCAACACCGGAGUGUUCACACUGGAGAAAGGCCUUAUGAGUGCAGUGAGUGUGGGAAAUUCUUUACCUACCACUCCAGUCUCAUAAAGCACCAGAGAGUUCACUCUGGAUCAAGGCCCUAUGAGUGCAGUGAAUGCGGAAAAUCCUUUACUCAAAACUCUAGCCUCAUUGAACACCGUAGAGUUCAUAGUGGAGAAAGGCCUUAUAAGUGCAGCGAAUGUGGGAAAUCUUUUAGCCAAAGCUCUGCACUUCUGCAACAUCGGAGAGUUCACACUGGAGAAAGGCCUUAUGAGUGCAGCGAGUGUGGGAAAUUCUUUACUUACAGCUCCAGUCUCUUGAAACACCAGAGAGUUCACACUGGAUCAAGGCCUUAUGAGUGUAGUGAAUGUGGGAAAUCCUUUACUCAAAACUCCAGCCUGAUUAAACACAGGAGAAUUCACACUGGAGAAAAGCCUUAUGAGUGCAGCGAAUGUGGGAAAUGUUUUAGCCAUAGCUCCAGCCUCAUUAAACACCGAAGAGUUCACACUGGUUAAAGGCCUGAUGAGUGCAGUGAAUGUGGGAAAUCCUUUACCCAUAGGUCCAACUUCAGUGACCACUAGAGUGUUCACAUUGGAGAAAGGCUUUACGUGCAUUUGAAUGUGGGAAAUUCAUCUCCAGGCUCCUAAAACACCAUAGUGUCACAUUGGAGGAAAGCCUUAUGAGUAUGGCAGAUGUGGAGAAUCGUUUGGCCAAAGUCUAGCCUCGGUACACUCCAGAGAAUUCGCAGUGGAGAAAGGCCUUAUAACUUAUAAAUUCAGUGAAUGUGAGAAAGCCUUCCGCUGAAGAACUUACCUCAUGGGAUACCACAGAUUUCAAAUGGGAGAACUACCUUCAAUGUGCAGGUAUAUAUGAUUUCUUUGUUCAGUGCAACAACACAGGAGGAGAUCCCUUAUGAAGAUGCCAUUUGCCUGUAUUGAACCACAUGUAUCCAAACAUCCACUUAAAUUCCAGGUAUGUGGGAGCUGCAUUGCACUUUUUAACCUGUCCAGGGCCCUUGCCAGAUUUAUGUCACUGCCAGUUCUGUAGCAGAAGUCAUUUCACCUCUGACCACCUGGGAGAUGCCCAUAGUAUGCAACAUUCACCCAACCUAGGGUGUUCAGGGAAGGAAACCCCAGUGCUCUCCCAUUUGUGGGAUGAUUCAUGAGUAGCUUGAACACUUAGUCUUUCCCAGUUUUUUUCCUCCCUCAUGAGUUAAAUCAUGGACCUUACCCAGUUUGGGCCUAGAGGACUCCGUUGGUGAUUUGAAAAGGUGGACUACAUUUUUCAGGGAUAUUAUUGAUCUCAUGAGACUCUAGUGAUGGGAUUUUCCAGCCUCCAAGUCACCAGACUGGGGAACAGCCUGCCUCCCAUUGCUCUUGUUUGUAUAAUAAUAAAGGUCUUAUUGUUUAAGUCACCAUUAAUCUUAGGGGUUCUGUUCACUGUAUGGGGUGGUUUGUUGUAAACUGGGUUUGCUGGCUUGAAGAGAUGAACUGCUCUGGUCAGGAUCCCAAACUGUGUGCCUCAGCAGGGACAGUAUGAUGGCAGAAUAUGCCUCUCCAGUUUUGGCCUAGGUUGCAUUGCUGCUCGAAACCUUCAAGGAAAGACUGCAGGGCUUUGUAGUCUUAAUUUUUAGAUGGCAUGCUGUGAUGUUUUGUAGGUUCAGAGUUCAAACUGAGGAGGGGGCUGUUUUUGGUUGCUGUGACAACCUUUAGUGCUUUUGAGAGCAACAUAAACUUAUUCUCUUGUUCACAGGCGAUAUUUCAUCCUGCUCAGCACUGUUGAGGGAAAUCUGUUCCCCAGGUCCUGCAGCGGAGCUAUGUGCCCUGAUGUCCUGAAUUCUGUAGGGUAACAUCAAUGAUUUUAAGAUUAAAGGGGCCAGGGAGGUGAUAAUUGUUACAGAAACACUGGAUUAAUAGAGAGUGGAGGAGACUACAACAUAUAAUGGUUAGAAUGUGCCUCUUUUAAAAGGUCACUCACAACGUUUAGUCACUAUGGUUGUGAAGGAUGAGCAGGUACAGAAAUUCUCAGGACGUCCAGAACUGUAUAUCUUGUGUAGCUGAAGGCCUUGUCAGAGAAAAUAAUCAAAACGUUUUGUGGAUUCCUGUGGCUUCUAUGGGCUGUUCAUCUAAGGCCAUUGCUAUGCAAACAGGAAAACAAGGACCGAGAGGAGAGAGAUUCUUAGUCUAGUAAUAUGGUAUUUUUGACCCAUCCAGUAUCCCUGUUGAAUGAAGUGGAAAUAGUCUUUGUUUCCACUUCAAAAAUUUCUCACCUAUUUUUGCUGCCACUGGGGCAAGUGCUGAACCUGCCCAUUGAGUCAGUAUGGUUGCCAAAACUGAUUUUGUAGAGUAGGAAAUCCAGAAUUUUAAGUUGAGUCAUAUUUUUAAAGUUUUAAUAAGGUAUAAAUUAUA